Molecule: messenger RNA, 1911 nt
Organism: Candidula unifasciata
Lineage: Eukaryota; Metazoa; Mollusca; Gastropoda; Stylommatophora; Geomitridae
Source: the annotation of a GenBank genome assembly
AUGCCGUUUAGAGAGUCCCUAGCCUGCGGCCUACAGAAGUGUGUGGGAAACCAGUGGAAGGGGAAUUAUUACAGUGAUUUUAUUGUUAUUGUUGAGGAUACCUCAUUCCAAUGUCACCGCUUCAUUCUCGGAGCAUGCUCCGGAUUCUUCCAGUGCCUGUUCAAGUCACCAAUGAAGGAACAAACAGAAGGUUGUGCUAAACUUGAGGGGAUGAGUGCUAGCACUUUUAAUAUAAUCGUUAGCGCUCUGUAUACAGGUAUAGAAGAACUCAACAACGAUAAUGUCUUAGAUGUGUGGUCUGCUUCAGAAAUGCUUGACAUUGGUUACUUAACUAAGGAGUGUCAUAAAUUUGUUGUAGAAAACGUCUCUGUUGACACUUGUUUCCGUUUCCUCAAGCACGCAUCACUGUAUGCUGCAACAUAUGUGGUAGAUCAUUGUUUGGAUUUUAUCUCCAGAAACUUUAAAAACUUUCGGGAUGAAGACAAACUUCUUCACUUAUCCUUUGACCAGUUUUACAAAGUAAUUGCAAACAAUUAUUUAUCCACAUACGGAGAAGAGUUGGUUGUGGAAAUCAUCUUGAAAUGGGUAAAAUAUACCCCACAAUCCACACAACGUACAUCUCUAGAUUCAGGUAAAGUUGAUUUCCCAACAAACAGCUUGUCCAGCAGCGAAAAUCAGGAGAAUAUAGACGAUGAUCAGGCGAUUGUAGCAUGUGGUGAUAAACUUGAGGAAUCAAAUACUUGUUCACCUUUCACAGAGACCAGAGAGAGCACUGACACUCCUGCACUCAUUCCUGUACAAAUCUGUAAUGGCUGCAGAGAUGCUAAUGCUGAUGAAACGCAUAUUGAAAACCGAAAACAGCAUCUCUGUCAACUGUUGUCUGCAUGUAGGUUAUUUACAAUAAAAUCAAACUUUCUUGACAAUGUAAUAAAGAAUAAUGCACGGCUGUUGGUAGAUACAGGAGCAUACCCAUUGAUCCAUGAAGCUCUGAUGUAUACCUUGGAUGUCAGCCGACGCCAUAACGCAUGGCCUGUUGCAGCUGUGUACAGAGCUUCCAGUGAUUUCAAACAUGUCAUGGUAUUUUUGUCUAACGACAUGGUCAUGGCCUACAUUUUGGACACUGGUUGUGUUGCUGAGCUUGCUAAACUCCCUAUGAAGUGUAAAUCAUGUAAUUCCAAUAUAAUUAUUUUUGACAACAAUUUGUAUUUACUUUCGGAUAAUGACACUGAUGACAAUAAACAAUUCUAUAUGCUUGAAGGCAAUAAAACUUGGUUUAAAGUGAAUAUCAUAGAUACAAAUGGGGCAGCUGUAUUGCUACCACAUGGUGAUAAUAUUUACUAUUAUUGCCCGAAGGCUAGUAUAUAUGAGGCCUACAACGACGACGAGGAGGAACGAGGCCAUUUUAAUCUUUAUCGUUUCUGUCAUGCUUAUGGGCGUGCCUUAGUGUGGUCAAGGUGUGGCAAGCUGGAAUUUAACCGCAACUGCCUUGUCAGAUUAAAUAAGUACAUACUAGUUUUCGCCACACAAGAUAAUGUUAUAACUGUGGAAUGCUACAAUACAGAGACACAAGAAACUCAUAAAUGUACGACACCAAUGAGUGGAACGUCCCAAGACAUCGUUAGUUUUACACACGAAACGCAGGCUUACAUCAUUCAGAGAAAUGGCUGCUUGUGGAAAGUAUUCAGCACAGACACCACCCAUGUAGACUUUGAGCUGGUCUCUAAACUCUGGGACUUUGACAGCAGACUAAAAGGAUGUGUGCUCUAUAAACAGGCACUAUUCAUAUUUAGUAAUAAUAAAAAGUCUAAGCUAAUGUUAUCGUCACUCCCUGGGAUUUUUACAAGGACCCAGAUAAUAGUCAUCGAUAGCAAAACACCAUGUUUCCCCAUGACUCUAAAACUUGCUUUAUAA